AUGGAACAGAAGCCCCUGAGCUUCCACAGAGCAAGCACCACAUGUCGCGGCAGGAGGCAAAGAGAAGAGACAGAAUGGGAUCCGGCCCGCGAGCAGAGGCUCUUGCGCAAGAUGGACCUGCAUCUCAUGCCCAUGCUGACUCUUCUCUAUCUGUUCUGCUUUCUCGACCGGGGUAACAUUGGCAAUGCCAGGAUCGAAGGCAUGGAGGAGGACCUUCACCUAGUUGGUGCACAGUAUAACUGGGCGCUUACCGUGUUUUUCUUCACGUAUGCUGUGUUUGAGCUUCCGUCUAAUCUGAUCUUGAAAAAGAUCCGCCCAUCGAUAUGGAUACCAACGAUUAUGGUCGCCUGGGGAGUUGUCAUGACUUUGACGGGCGUGGUUUCAAGCUACUCUGGGCUUCUCAUUGCGCGGCUUUUUCUCGGCAUCACAGAAGCGGGUCUUUACCCUGGAGUAGCCUACUACAUCACGAUGUGGUACUCGCGUCAUGAGGCGCAGUUGCGACAGGCCAUGUUCUUCAGCGCAGCAAGUUUCGCGGGUGCUUUCUCAGGAAUUCUGGCAUUUGCGAUCGGAAAAAUGGAUGGGCUGAGUGGCUACUCUGGUUGGCGAUGGAUCUUUAUCAUCGAGGGUAUCGCCACGGUUGUCGUUGCGAUUGGGGCCUACUUCCUUCUCUAUGACUACCCGGAUACUGCGUCGUUUCUCACGGACGAUGAGAGGGCGUGGGUUCUGCAUCGCCUGCAGUUGCAGUGGUCGGACAACGGCAACGUCGUUCCAGACACCAUCGAGUUCAGGUGGAAGUAUGUUUGGGAUGCGGUGAGCGAUUGGCAGGUCUAUCUGGGGACUCUCAUCUACCUGGCGAUGGUGUGCCCUUUGUACGGCAUUUCCUUCUUCCUUCCCACGAUUAUCAAAGACCUCGGCUUCACAUCUUCGACUGCACAACUGCUGACGGUUCCUCCGUACGUCGCCGCUGCCGUCGCAGCUGUCGUAUCCGCCUGGUUUUCCGACCGCAUGGGGCAGCGCUCCCCGCUCUUACUGUUCCAUAUCUCCUGCAUCGUAUGUGGGUUCCUCGUGUGUCUAGCUGGAUCUUUGACUUGGGUGCCGGGUGUGAUCUACUUUGGAGUAUUUCUUGCAGUCCUCGGUAUUCUCUACCCUGCAAUCCCAGGGCUUGUCACCUGGCUCAGCACCAACCUCGCUGCCAGUCAUAAACGUGCCGCAGGAAUGGCCAUGUACAUUGGCAUCGGUAAUUUCGCGGGAGCAAUAUCAUCGCACUUCUACCGUAAACAAAAUGCUCCGCGAUACAUCCUCGGACACUCCCUCGAGCUGGGGUUCGCUCUGAUGGGCGUGAUCUGUGUGGUAUGUAUGAGAGUGGCGUAUCAGCGCAUCAAUGCGCGACGGGUGGAUAAAUUAGUAGAGUUGAGACCGGACUAUACGGUUGACGAGUUGAGGGCAAUGGGUGACAAAUCGCCGACGUUUCGGUAUACGUUCUAG
Molecule: messenger RNA, 1485 nt
Organism: Aspergillus homomorphus CBS 101889
Lineage: Eukaryota; Fungi; Ascomycota; Eurotiomycetes; Eurotiales; Aspergillaceae
Product: MFS general substrate transporter
Exons: 9
Coding region: 1-1485 (494 amino acids)
Biological process (GO): transmembrane transport
Cellular component (GO): membrane
Molecular function (GO): transmembrane transporter activity
Source: RefSeq, a predicted model, not a curated record